AUGCGCGGCCUGGCGCAAGCUCUCCUGCUCGCGCCGGCCCUGGUCGGAGCCGCCCCUUCGCGGAUCGACGAGAAGGUCAAGGAUGCUUCGCCCUCGACCUUUGUCACCUUCGACAUUCCCCCGGGCUUCAACGAGGACCAUUCCACCCCUUACACCCUUCACCUGGAGGUCCUCGAAGCCCCCUCCCCGUGCGCCUACCCCAACAUCAAGGUAAACGACAACCCCCUCUCCCAGGGCGGCCACACCCUCGGCCGCGGCACCUUCGCCGGCGACCACGACGGCUCCACCUUCAUCGCCUCCUGGACCGCCACCUGCGCCGGCGACGAGCAGCUGCUCCGCUUCAACCUCGAGUCCCUCGCCGGCCGCUCCCUCGCCUCCGACGUCGCCUUCGUCGCCCGCUUCCGCCAGACCUCCCCGGCCUCCAUCAUCGAGGUCGCCGGCCCCGUCCGCGUCUCUACCGACCGCCCUCAGCCUCCGUCCCUCUCCCUCCCCGAGUGGGACGGCCACAGGCCCCGCCCCGGCGACGACGAGGACGGCCUCCUCGAGGACCCCCCCUUCCCCCCGCCCCCUCAUCACCACGUCGGCAACCACAACGAGGCCGACUUCCACCACCCGCCCAAGCACGACGGCGAGGACCGCCCUCACCCGCCGCACGGUCAUGACGGCGAGAAGGAGCACCACCCUCACCACUCCCCCGAGGUCGAGGCCGAGAUCCACGAGCUCGACUGCCUGCGCCACCAGCUCCACGCCCUGAAGCACCUCAUCCACGAGAAGGAGGCCCGCCUCGCCCACGAGCACGGCGUCCGCCUCCACCGCCACGCCCUGCGCGAGUGCGACUCCCUCAAGUGCGUCCUCGACACCCUCAUGCACCGCGUCGGCGGCGGUUUCCGCGGCGGCUUCCACGGCUUCGGCGGCGGCCGUCGUCACCGCGGCCCCGGCCACCACCACGGCGGCCCGCCCCCGAUGUGCGGCGCCUUCCCCUUCCCCGGCGGCAACCACACCCACGGAAACCACACCGCUCCCCCGCCGCCGCCGCCCCCGGGCUUCUGCCCCUGUGGUCCCCCGCCCCCUGAGGGCGAGUGGCCUCACCACGGCCCUCCCCCUCCCUUCGACGAGCCUCCCCACCACGGCCCUCCCCACGGCGACUUUGACGAGCCCCCUCGCGGUCCUCCUCACGGCCAUGGCCCCCCGCCGCCGCCUCCUCCUCCUCCCUUCGGCGAGCCCCCUCACCACGGUCACCACGGAGGCGCUCCCGGCCCGCCUCCCCCUCCCCCGCCUCCUCCUCACUUUGAAGGCCACCACGGAGGUCCCCCGGGCCCGCCGCCUCCUCCUCCUUUCGACGGCCACCACGGCGGCCCUCCCCCUCCCCCGGGCCCUCCUCCCCCUGGACCUCCCCCUCCCGGCCCCCCGCCGCCAGAUGACCAAGAACACCCCCUCGGCCCUCACGACCACCACCGCCGCCCGCACCACCACGGCGGUCCCCCUCCCCCGCCCCACGGCUUCGUCCCCUUCCCCGCCAAAAUCGCGGCCAUCCUGAUCCUCCUCGUCGGCAUCGCCCUCCUCCUCCGCGCCCGCCUCGCCUCCACCUCCUCCCGCAAGCAAGCCGACCGCCGCGCCCGCCGCCAACGCCGCCGCGACGCCCGCGAGGCCCGCAAGGCCGCCUUCACCGCCUCCCUCCCGGCCCUCUGGUCCCGCGUCUUCGCCGCUUCGUCUGCUGCCGCCGCCGAGGACGAGGAGAAGCAGGCCUUCCUGUCCGGCAGCUCCCGCUACCGCUCCGCCAGCAACGCGUCCUCACACUUCUCCGACGGGGGCAACAACGCCAUGUCGCAGGAGAUCGUCGAGUUCCGCAACGCAGCCUCCCUCGUCUCGGAAAUGGUCGCCGCCGAAGAAGCCCGCUCCCGCCUCGCUGCCCAACAACAGCAGCAGCAGCAGCAGCAGCAGCAGGACCACUUCGCCUACCAGGCCCAACAGCGCCAGCUGCACCACCUCCAACCCCACCACCACCAGCAACAGCAACACAUGAACAACACCCCUCCCUCGCCCACCGCCGCCUUCGCAGACUACAUGGUCGACGACGCCCUGCCCACCUACGACGAGGCCGCCCCCGCGGUCGUCGUCUCCGACGGCUUCAGCAGCUACACCCCGGGCUCCAGCGACUACACCCCCAGCGUCUCCGACGGCCCCGCGCCCGAGGGCAUCGACGACGUGCUCGGCGAGGCUCCCCCGUCCAAGAACUGA
Colletotrichum siamense is the source of this 2238-nucleotide messenger RNA. RefSeq lists its product as uncharacterized. The transcript has 3 exons. Lineage: Eukaryota; Fungi; Ascomycota; Sordariomycetes; Glomerellales; Glomerellaceae. Bases 1 to 2238 code for a protein of 745 amino acids. The record is from RefSeq and is a predicted model, not a curated record.